This is a messenger RNA of Lingula anatina, 1775 nucleotides long. RefSeq lists its product as uncharacterized. Gene Ontology annotation, molecular function: tumor necrosis factor receptor binding. NCBI's taxonomy places the organism in Eukaryota, Metazoa, Brachiopoda, Lingulata, Lingulida, Lingulidae. Gene Ontology annotation, cellular component: membrane. The record is from RefSeq and is a predicted model, not a curated record. Gene Ontology annotation, biological process: immune response.
ACUACCGUCCUCCUGAUUUUGUGAUAUCUGUGAAAGUCUAGGGGUGUAUAAUUUGCAGAGACACCAAAAAGGGACUACCUUUGUGUGAGUGCAUCGUAUGAUGUUUUUCUUAGCAUCAAAUGUGUUUUCUUUUGCAACCACAAACAAAAAAACUAACCUUCGGGUAUCUUUCUACCUUUCAAAGAAUUAGGAUUACUUGAGGCAUUUGACAACGUAUUAUUUAUCAACCCCUGGUCAUGUAUGGUAUAUUUUCAUGCACCCGUUCCCAUGAAUAACACAAUUUUCUUUUUUCCUUUUCAGUAUGUGGAUGUGAAAAUACAACAAGCUGAAGAAGACCGUUCUUUUCGUCAGCCACCAUCGUCCAAUACUUUAAAAUCGUCAGCUCAUUUAAUCCUUAACCCGACGGUGGAUCUUGCCGCGGAAGGAAGUACUAGCAAAACCAUGAAGCACUGGCUGUAUAACGAUGCUGCCGCGCACUUGUUUAACGUCGCCUUCAUUCCAAGCACGGGACACAUACGCAUUAAACACACCGGUAAAUACUUUUUAUAUACCAGGGCAAGCGUGUUAUUUAAAGCGUCAAAUGAUCCGCCUUUGAUACACUCUGUGCAUAAGAAGUCGGCAAGCUCAGCCCUAAGAGAGCUUUUGAGGGCGGUCCGUAUAAAUAGGUGGUCUUCGGCGCUGCGCUACGACGUACAGACCUCGUUUUUGAGCGGAACUUUUGACCUCAGGGAGAAUGACGAGGUGUAUGUUAGCCUCAAUAACAUAGCGAGGUUAUAUUUUUCUGAGAGGAAUUAUAGAUCAACUAAUUUUGGUUUGUUUAUGAUUUAACGUCGCAGCAGGUUCUGCAGCAUAGAGUAGCUGUCUUGAAGUCGUGGGAUAAUUUGUACAGGCCACCUCCCCUCCUUUUUAUUUUACCCUUUCCUUGGUGGGCAGGUUAUUUUCAAAUUACAAUAUAAAUUCAAAUUAAAAAUUCAUGCAAUCUCAAAACUGAUAGAUCCCUGUGAUAGAUGCCUGUGAUGUUAAUUUUCACAUGUGAAAAAUACCUCAUCCUACAAUGGACAAAAAAGUUCGGAAACACUGUUAUUCUAAUAAACUUUAAAUAAUCAUAAAGUUAAAUUCUUAACCAAGUUUUAAUGGAUAAUGCACCACGGUAACAUUCAUUGCUUUUUUAUAUACACGGAUUAUUUUCCUGCUACAUUAUAUAGUUUUUUUAAAUUAUUUUUGGUCGAGUGUAUAAGAAUCAACAACCUGUACGAAAUAUAUUUUUUCUUUACAUCAUAUGUAAUAAAUCUAUUUAAGCAGAAAAAGAAAAAUCACUACUGAGUCAGUAUAGUAAGGAAAUUUGCCUUUAUCUGUAGAAACAGUAAAACAUACAAAUGGGCAUCUUAAUAAAAGGAUUUGGUAAAUUUGUAAAAAAAAAAAAAAUGUAAGAGUAGAUAUAAUUUUACAGUUAACCUGACAUUCAAAUCACUUAAACUAUUCCUUUGGAAAUUUUUCAGUUUUGAAAAAAAUUAGACAACUGGUGAAAUUUAUAACAGCAACAUAUACUGUUACAUAAGAGCAACUGUACAGAAUACAGUUUAUGUUUAUUUUAUGUAUGUUUAUUUUAUGUAUGUUUUAUUUUUUUAACAUACUGUAACAUACUGCUUUACUAUAAUUAAUAGAUAAUAAAUGUGUCCAAUAUCACAUUAUCAUUAAUGUAUAAAAACUGCUGUCAAAAGUACUAUAAUACUUUAUCUGUGAUAUUUUUGCAAAAUAAAAAAAAAUCAUGAAAU